AUGAACACAUCACAAUAUGAAUUUGUCUUCGAACUCGUUUUUAAUAACAAACUGGCUCUCUUGUUUGCAAUCUUGGCCCUAUAUCUUCUCAUUACAGCAACCUACUACGCCUUUAUCCAUCCACUUGCCAAAGUCCCGGGCCCAAAACUAUACGCUAUUACUCAAAUUCCCUACUUCUACCAUCUCACCCAAGGUAGCUGGUUGGAUAAGCUUGACAAGCUACACAAUCAAUACGGCCCUGUCGUGAGAUUUGCCCCUAAUGAUAUCUCUUUUAUCACUGCCGAUGCUGUCAGAAUUAUUUACGGUCAUAAGGCAAGCGGAUUUGCACCCUUCGACAAGGAUUUGCGAAUGUAUAGACAGGGCCACCCAGUCAAGGAUAUUGUAACUGCUGGCCAUGAAGAUCACAAGCGCAUACGUCGCCAUCUGGCUUACGCAUUUUCAACAAAGGCCCUCCGCGAUUACGAGAGUAUCUUAAACCAUUAUACUGAUAAAUUUAUUGCAGAGCUUUGUCAGAGGUCAGGUACCAAUAUUGACAUGGUGGCAUGGUUCAAUUAUGCUACUUUUGAUAUAAUGGGUCAUAUCUCCCUGGGCCAACCAUUCGGAUGCCUUGAUACUGGCCAUUAUCACCCAUGGAUUACACUUCUUCUUACCAGUAUCAAGUUCUUUUCCUUUAUAACAGUCAUUGCUCGUUUGGGACUCGUUCACUGGAUCCAUUGGCUGAUUCCAACAAGCCACGACAACACCUUGAAGAAUGACUUGCAGUUCGUUGACCGUGCAGCAUCAACUCGGUUUAACACCAGAAAUACGAACAACUCCGAUAUCAUGUCCCACAUUCUGAAUCAUGAUGAUGAGAAGGGCAUGACUAAGGCUGAGAUCCUUGAAAAUGCAAGCCUACUUGUUGCUGCUGGUAGCGAAACAACAGCCACGCUCCUGAGCGGCACGACAUACUAUCUACUGACGAAUCCUGAUAAGUAUAAUAUACUAGUAAAUGAGAUUCGCUCUGCAUUCAAAUCCGAGGACGAGAUUACCCUGCCUCGUAUAAAUCAGCUUCAGUAUCUACUGGCUGUCCUCAAUGAAGGCCUUCGCAUUUACCCACCGUCCGCUAGCGGUCUUGCAAGGAUCACACCAGCUGGAGGCAAGAGUAUCGAAGGUUAUUGGAUCCCUGAGAAUACUUCGGUUUCUGUCCCUCAUCGGCCUGCAUACCAAUCGCCUUUUAAUUUUAAAGACCCUCAAGAAUUUAUCCCGGAACGCUGGUUAGGCGACACGAAAUAUGCCAGUGAUAACAAGGAUGUGCUACAGCCGUUCUCUGUCGGUCCUCGAGAUUGUAUUGGCAAGAGCUUUGCAUACACUGAAACGCGAGUUUUAUUGACCCGACUGCUCUGGAAGUUUGAUCUUGAACUCUUGCCAGAAAGUAAGGACUGGAUCGUACAAAAAGUUUACUUCCUUUAUGAGAAGCCGGCCAUGCAUGUCAAAAUGACGGAAGUUGUCCGAGAGAAGCCUGUAAACAAGUUAGACUAG
Molecule: messenger RNA, 1518 nt
Organism: Fusarium subglutinans
Lineage: Eukaryota; Fungi; Ascomycota; Sordariomycetes; Hypocreales; Nectriaceae
Product: isotrichodermin C-15 hydroxylase (cytochrome P-450 monooxygenase CYP65A1)
Exons: 5
Coding region: 1-1518 (505 amino acids)
Molecular function (GO): iron ion binding; heme binding; monooxygenase activity
Source: RefSeq, a predicted model, not a curated record